AUGGCUAUCGUCUUCUCUUCGAAGCUCAAGGCGUCCAAGACGCCGGACGCGGACCAGAACUACUACACUGCCUUCUCCAUCUUCUGGGGCGGCCUCACGGUCGGCCUCUGCAACCUGCUCUGCGGUCUCUGCGUCGGCAUCUCGGGCUCGACUGCCGCCAUCUCGGACGCGACUGACCCUUCUCUCUUCGUCAAGAUUCUCAUCAUCGAGAUCUUUGGCUCGGUCCUCGGUCUCUUUGGCCUUAUUGUCGGCCUGCUCAUCUCCGGUUCGGCUAAGGAGUUUGCCUAA
Molecule: messenger RNA, 288 nt
Organism: Trichosporon asahii var. asahii CBS 2479
Lineage: Eukaryota; Fungi; Basidiomycota; Tremellomycetes; Trichosporonales; Trichosporonaceae
Product: hydrogen-transporting ATPase
Exons: 4
Coding region: 1-288 (95 amino acids)
Biological process (GO): proton transmembrane transport
Cellular component (GO): proton-transporting V-type ATPase, V0 domain
Molecular function (GO): proton-transporting ATPase activity, rotational mechanism
Source: RefSeq, a predicted model, not a curated record